Molecule: messenger RNA, 1154 nt
Organism: Limanda limanda (common dab)
Lineage: Eukaryota; Metazoa; Chordata; Actinopteri; Pleuronectiformes; Pleuronectidae
Gene: nme6
Product: NME/NM23 nucleoside diphosphate kinase 6
Exons: 6
Coding region: 209-757 (182 amino acids)
Biological process (GO): GTP biosynthetic process; UTP biosynthetic process; CTP biosynthetic process
Molecular function (GO): nucleoside diphosphate kinase activity
Source: RefSeq, a predicted model, not a curated record
UCAGCGACAAAACCAUAUUUAACCUUAACUUCAGUUUAACAUUCCGGCGUCUUUCCUUUUGUUGAACAUUUUGUUUAAUCAAUGUUACCCGUAGACGCCCUUUAGCGACAUAGAGUAACGCGUUACUAUUUGCCGCAGUAAUGGCGACGGAGUGGGUUUUCCUGUGAUAGCUGACCUUUAUUUUGAAAACCCGACAGCUCGUAGAACCAUGAGACUCACAGCUGCUCGUCUGUCCAAAGUGCUGCAGCUCACCCUGGCGGUCAUCAAACCUGACGCGGUGGCUCACCCGCUGGUGUCGGAGGCUCUUCACCAGAGAAUCCUUGACAACAACUUUGUUAUCGUUCGACACAAAGAUCUCGUGUGGAGGACGCAGGACUCCGAGAGGUUCUACGCUGAACAUUCAGGGCGAUUCUUCUAUCAAAGACUUGUUGAAUUCAUGGCAAGUGGUCCGAUGCGAGCGUACAUUCUAGCCAGAGAGGAGGGAAUACGCCACUGGAGAGAACUGAUGGGACCCACCAAAGUGUUCCGAGCCAGAUACACCUCCCCCGCCACCAUCAGGGGCCAGUUUGGACUCACAGACACACGGAACACGGCCCACGGCUCAGAUUCUGUUGAAUCAGCACGAAGAGAAAUCAGUUUCUUCUUCCCAGACUUCUGUGUGGACGAGUGGAUGGAGAAAGAGGAGCCGUCGUUCAGAUCUGGAGAGUUACACUUCGAUCAUCAAAAACAGAUCCACACACUUUCAGCACAAAGCUGACCCCAGAUCUGCUGGUCAUCAACACACCGGUCAAAGGACUCAAAGAUAAAGACCAGCUGCUGGUCCACCUGAUGCCACAUGUUUUAUGUAAUAAUGUGAGAACGCCUGUAUAUUGUUUACGUCACUUCCUCCGAGUGCCAAAAUGUUCCCUGCAUGAGUAAUUAGGGCCCGAGCACUGACAGGUGAGGCCCUAUUGAAAUUGUAAGGAUUAUUAUUAUUAUUCAGGCAAAUUAAUUGUCGUUUUGCUUGGACUGUGGUAAGGCUGGUUAUAAUCGAAAUCCAUAUGACAGAUACUUUUGCAUUGAUCUAUCAUUUAUUUCGAUUCUCAUCAUCUUUCAGACAUUGAAUAUUAUCUCUUUGUCCUAUUUAAUAUAUUUUUGAAAACCCAAUAAAUAAA